AUGGCCUUUGUGAAUAUAUGCGGACAAAAAACCGUGAUAACACUUUGCGAGGUUCGCGCCAGCGGCGAAAUGCUUCUUCAGGUUGUGGUUCUCCUCGUUCUUGGUGUGAGUCUGAGCAAUGCAGUUCUUCCCGACAUCGGUGUCGCAAACUAUUCAUGCUCACCUGCUUUGAUGAGGAAAAGCCGAGAUGUACCGACCAAUGUGAACUCCGUUCGUCCAGCCGAUAUCAAGGUCGUCAUGGCCCUGGGCGACUCGCUUACGGUAAGCUCACAAAUUCAAGUAAAUAGGAGUAAUUACCCCUUCGUGGAACUCUUGCCCCGUGAAAUUCUUUGA
This is a messenger RNA of Cooperia oncophora, 333 nucleotides long. Lineage: Eukaryota; Metazoa; Nematoda; Chromadorea; Rhabditida; Trichostrongylidae. The record is from the annotation of a GenBank genome assembly.